CAACCCAUUUCCCACAAUGUCCCAUUCCAGCCCGGAUAAUUCAUUCACAGUAUCUUCAGACUUCAGGAUUAGAGACACAGCCAAGAAAUUCAAAUACGCACGCUGGACUCGGCAGGAGCAGCAGUUUUCUGUUGAUACAGCUGCCAUCGCGACUGCUUUUCCUGAUUUUACCCAGGGAAGCACCUCCGACGACUUGACAAUAGAUCUCGGACGCGCCAAAAAUACCAUUCAACAUUUUCCAAAAUCUCCGUCAUUGCCGGACAUACAAUAUCGCACCGUCGACUCCACGAACACCGAUAUGCUUCGCCAACGCGUCCUUAACAAAUCAUCUACCAACAACAUCCAAAAAGAGAAUAUGGCUCCCAACUCUUCGCCAUACGUCUCCAAUGCCAGUCGAACAAUUUCUGGCGAUCGCAAGCAGCUUGCAGAGCUUCGCGCUCAAGUUCAAUCGGAUACUGAGAAUUCGACAAUGGGCACCGAGCGAACAGGCACCACCACCUUCCCUCCGUCGAAAGUACGCGGAUCACGAUUCGGGCAGACCAAGAACUACAAAUCCGACAGAGUCGAUUCUCAACAACAGAUACCAGCAAAUAUCUCGGCCAGGUUCACGUCGCCAGCGAAGUCGGUCACGAAAACAGUUGCGCAACCUACCCAAAGCUCUUUCAUCAUUCAUGCGAAUGGGGAUAUGACUGCCAGAGAUACAGAGGAAUUGGGACUUCCGGUUAUUGUCGAGCACGGCCAGGUUCAGCAGCGAAAGUCGUCUGCGCGACGCUUCAAACGCGUCAGUGGCAUUCGAACUCCGGAGGAAGAGAAAGAGUUGUGGCUUUUGUCCGAAAAGCUCAAGGCAGAGAACGCGGCACUCAGAUCUCGAGCCGAUUAUCAACAACACGUCAACAACAGUCUGCAGGAGCAGAACGCGAGGAUCUUACGAGAAGUGUCCGAUUUCAAGACCAGAAUAGCUUCCGAGUUUGAGGUCAAGAUCACGGAGAUGUCUCGAAAGGUGGACGUGGUAAUGUCAGAGAACACCAUGAUGAAGGCAGAGAGUGCCGCCAUUAGGGCAAAGAAUGCGGCGCUGAGCAAUGAGAAGGAAGUUGAAGGCCAUGAGCUUGCAAGAUUGGAGACCGAAUUGGCUCAACUCCGCGCCGACUUCCAAGAAAAUAAUACUCAGGAAGUCAAUACCGGUAUACAGAUUACAAGUCCGAAAAAGACCCAGAAAUCAACCAGUCAUACCGUUAGGUCAGAGUCUAGAGUCGAAUUUGAGGGGACCAACACCGAUAUGCAAUUUGAGAUUCCAAAUCUGCAGGCUCAACAAACUUCUACUCGUCCUUCGAGAGAGUUCAGAGCUGAAACCCAGGAGACCAAUACCGAUAUGGAAUUUGAGCUUCCAAAGCCGAAAGGUCAACAGACAACUACUCGCAAUCUCAGAUCAGAGUCCAGAAUUGAGUCCCAAACAAAGAUCAGUACGCAUUUCGAGGAUGCGAAUUCGAACGCUCGACGAACAUCAGCUCGUAGCCAUAGACAAAAUUCGGGAACCGACUUGCAGAGAACAGACACGGAUGUUCAAAUCGAAGUUUCGAAACUCCAUACCCGAAAAGCAUCCACUCAGACCUUCAGACCUAAGUCGGCGUCUGAGGAACAGACUCUACGCCCUUCUGUUGAUCCUCAACAAGCAUUGGCCACUGUUAUGGCUCAACUCAAUGAAGAACUAGCUGAGCUGAAAGAGGAGCACAACCAGGUUACGUCUGAGUACAUGGCUCUUGAUGCAUCUAUGAAGAGGCGAAUGCGUAAGGAGAUGAAGUCCGAAAUGGAUAGGCUUCUUCGAGCCAUCGAACGAAAGGCAGACCAGGUGUAUCUGCUGCAAGAUGUUCAGGAGGGGAUUCUGCCCUAUGAGGAAGGUCAAUCGGCUUGAGGUGGUGUUUGUUCUGUUUCGGCAUUUCUGAGCAUUGCGGGGUGAUUCAGGUCUUGCCGAACACUGAAUUCAUUGCAGUUGUUUGCUUGUUGGAGUUAAGAUGGCGUCUUAUUAUUGUCAGAGUCUAGGUUGAUAGCAUUAUCAGGAGUUCAUGGGAAGUGGAGUAAAGACGUUUCUUGUAGAAGUAGGGUAGUCAGAGUCUCUCUAGACCAAUGAGUUAAUGAAUACGU
Messenger RNA from Mollisia scopiformis, 2139 nucleotides. RefSeq lists its product as uncharacterized. Gene Ontology annotation, molecular function: microtubule binding. NCBI's taxonomy places the organism in Eukaryota, Fungi, Ascomycota, Leotiomycetes, Helotiales, Mollisiaceae. The record is from RefSeq and is a predicted model, not a curated record. The transcript has a single exon. The coding region runs from base 17 to 1909 and encodes 630 amino acids.